CGUCACCGGCCCGGUUCCCUCUCCGGGGAGCGGCGGCGGACGCGCGGCUCCCACCCCCUCCCCUCUAACGGGUUCUCCCCUGCCCGGAGGUGGCCGCGACCCGACCCUCUGCAAGGCGAUGGCCCGGGCUCCGAGUGUGAGCUAGCGUGCCCCGGGUGCCGGGCCAUGGGCUGUAUCGGCUCUCGGAGCCCGGCGGGUCAGGCAUUUCUGGGGACCACCAGCUGGCUGAGGCUCAGGAAUAGAGACGGCUGCUCCAGCUAAAGUGGCCUCGGACCCCGCGUGGGCUGUGGAGUGGAUCGAACUUCCCCGGGGCCUCUCUCUAUCUUCCUUGGGAUCUGCUCGGACCCUCCGAGGCUGGAGCCGGUCCUCCCGCCCUUCCUCGGUGGACAGCCAGGACUUGCCAGAGGUGAAUGUUGGAGAUACAGUCGCGAUGCUGCCCAAGUCCCGGAGAGCCCUAACCAUUCAGGAGAUUGCUGCACUGGCCAGAUCCUCCCUGCAUGGUAUAUCCCAAGUGGUGAAGGACCACGUGACCAAGCCUACCGCCAUGGCCCAGGGCCGAGUGGCUCACCUCAUUGAGUGGAAGGGAUGGAGCAAGCCGAGUGACUCUCCUGCUGCCCUGGAAUCAGCUUUUUCCUCCUAUUCAGACCUCAGCGAGGGUGAACAAGAGGCUCGCUUUGCAGCAGGAGUGGCUGAGCAGUUUGCCAUUGCAGAAGCGAAGCUCCGGGCAUGGUCUUCGGUGGAUGGUGAGGACUCCACUGAUGACUCCUAUGAUGAGGACUUCGCUGGGGGAACUGAUACAGAAAUGGCUGGGCAGCUGCCCCUGGGGCCCCACCUCCAGGACCUCUUCACUGGCCGCCGAUUCUCCCGGCCUGUGCGCCAGGGCUCUGUGGAGCCUGAGAGCGACUGCUCGCAAACCGUGUCCCCUGACACCCUGUGCUCUAGUCUUUGCAGCCUGGAGGAUGGGUUGCUGGGCUCUCCAGCCCGUCUGGCCUCCCAGCUGCUGGGUGAUGAGCUGCUUCUUGCCAAACUGCCCCCCAGCCGGGAAAGUGCCUUCCGCAGCCUGGGCCCAUUGGAGGCCCAGGACUCGCUCUACAACUCACCCCUCACGGAGUCCUGCCUUUCCCCCGCUGAAGAGGAGCCAGCCCCCUGCAAGGACUGCCAGCCACUCUGCCCACCACCAGUGGGCAGCUGGGAACGGCAGCGGCAAGCCUCUGACGUGGCCUCUUCUGGGGUGGUGUCCUUAAAUGAGGAUGAGGCACAGCCAGAGGAACAGUGACUCAGAUCAUGCCUGGUGGUGGCAUGUGUCCCCCGGCUGCUGCUAGGGGCUGAGCCUCCGUGCCCAAGUGUGGGCUUGAGGCUCCCAGCAGAGCUUUGCAGCCUAGAGGGCUUCUGGGGGCACUCACUUCUCCAUUGUGUGUUUUGCAUGAAAGUGUUUGGAGAGGAGGCAGGGGCCGGGCUGGGGGCGCAUGUCCUGCCCCCACUUUUGGGGCUUGCCGGGGGUUGCCCGGGGCCCCUGGGGCAUGGCUACAGCUGUGGCAGAUGGUGAUAUUCAUGUUCUUAAAUCAAAAACUCCACACACGUUUCCUCCUCGGACCAUGUGAACCCCUGAGGGGGUUCUUGUGACUGGGCUGUAUGAGGAUGCAGUGGGAGGGGGCCCGGCCACCUCUCCACCCUCCCCAUGCCUCUCUCUUCUCUGCUUUUCUCCUCACCUCUGAGUCCAUGUGCAGUGCUUGAUAGAAUCACCCCCACCCGGAGGGGGCUGGCUCCUGCCCUCCCGGAGCCUACGAUCGAGCCAUCUCCCAAGGGCCCUUGCCCACUUGGGCUCGUGCUGUGCUUCACCUCUCCAUCGUCUCUAAAUCUUCUUUUUUCCUAAAGACAGAGGGUUUUUGGUCUGUUCUUUCAGUCGGAUCAUCUCUGGGAGGCUUUGGAAUGAUGAAAGCAUGUACCCUUCACCCUUUUCCUGGCCCCCUGAUGGGGCCUGGGUCCUUUAGCAGCCCUUCCUAGGACGUGUGGGCAGGUUCCUGGAGGCUCACAGCCAGCCAGACUGCCCCACUCGUGCAGUUCUCUUUAGGGUGGAGGUGGAAGAAAGGAUGGUUCUGGUUGCUACAGAGCUGUGACUUCAAUGUUCUUCCAGUGAGGCCCACAAGGGGGCUACAUGGGUGGCCGGGCAGUUGUCAGCUGAUGCCUUCAGGGGCAGGAAUUGUGCCAAUGAGUGACAGUCAUGAGGGAGUGUCUCCCCUUGGGGAGGAAAGAGGGUAGUGCCUUUCUUGGCUGAAUGAAAGGCCAAAGCUACAGUACUGGGGGCCUCCCGCCCCAGCCCGGGUGUUAAUGACCAUGCAGUGGAGGUCACUGGCAUUGCAAGGACACUGGACUCUAGAUUUUUAUGGCUGUGGGGAGGGUGGGUGGCUGUGGAAUUAGGGGCCUUAUAGCCUUUGGCAGGUAAGAGGGCCCAAGGUAAGAACAAGAGCCAGAGGGCACAAGCAUUCUAUAUAUAAGUGGCUCAUUAGGUGUUUAUUUUGUUCUACUUAAGAAUUUGUUUUAUUAAAUUAAUAUAAAAAUCUUUGUAAAUCUCUA
Messenger RNA from Lemur catta (Ring-tailed lemur), 2574 nucleotides. RefSeq names its product family with sequence similarity 131 member A (gene FAM131A). Bases 431 to 1276 code for a protein of 281 amino acids. The transcript is spliced from 7 exons. NCBI's taxonomy places the organism in Eukaryota, Metazoa, Chordata, Mammalia, Primates, Lemuridae. The record is from RefSeq and is a predicted model, not a curated record.